This is a messenger RNA of Penicillium brevicompactum, 1167 nucleotides long. RefSeq lists its product as uncharacterized. Bases 1 to 1167 code for a protein of 388 amino acids. NCBI's taxonomy places the organism in Eukaryota, Fungi, Ascomycota, Eurotiomycetes, Eurotiales, Aspergillaceae. The transcript has a single exon. The record is from RefSeq and is a predicted model, not a curated record.
AUGAAUCCCUACAUCAGCUGGGCGAUCCUGUUGGUCGUGGCAGGCGGUCUCGGCUGGUACUACACCAAUGGCUCAACCCCGAAGGCCAAAACCGUGAUCAAAUCCACAGUGGAGAAGACAGAGGCCGCGGUUGCGCCUAAGAAACAGAAGCGCAAGUCUAAGCCCGCCCCCGAGCCCACCACUGCGAAGAAGUCCGAGGUGCAGACCAUCGUUUCGCCUCCCACCACUGAGGAUGAGAAGCCCGAUGAGGAAAUUGAUCGCAAGGAGAUGGCCCGCCGGAUGGCCGGCAUGAAGGCUGGACCCUCCGCCACCACCGCCCCUGCUCCCACCAAGAGCCAGAAGAAGAACAAGAAGAAGGCCGCCCAGCUUGACGCCAGCGACACUCGUGCCUCCUCCACCACUGGUGCUGAGGCCGACGAUGAUCUUUCCCCCGCCGCCUCUCCCUCCGUCAACGCCACCGUGCCCUCCGCUGGAUACGUCUCUGACAUGCUGGAAGCUCAAGCCCCCGGUGCAUCUGUCCUCCGCGUUACUGGAAAUGUUGAGAACCAGCCCAAGAAGCAGAAGGCUCAGACUUUCAAGGAGGUUGAGACCAAGAAGCAGCGUCAGAACCGCCUGAAGAACGAGGCCCGCAAGCAGCAGAUCCAGGAAGCCGAGGUUGAGCGCAAGAAGCUGCUCGAGAAGCAGCUUCACACUGCCCGUGAGUCCGAGCGUCGCGAGGCCGCCAAGUCCUCUGCUCCGGCCGCCAACGCCUGGCAGACCAAGGAGGCCCCGGCCGCUAAGGCCAACGGUGCCUCCGUUCCCGCCCCAGUCGCUGCCCCGGCCGCCCCCGCUGCCUCCGUGGAUCUUCUGGACACCUUCGAGUCUUCCGCUCCUGCCACCAAGAAGUGGCAGCAGAACCUUCCCUCCGAGGAAGAGCAGAUGCGCAUCCUGGAGGCCGCCAAUGGCAAUGACGAGUGGACCACUGUGUCCAAGGUCAAGAAGCAGCCCAAGAAGAAGGGUGGCAAGACCGACGAGAGUGUCAGCGAGACCAGCGCCUCGGAGACCCAGGCUGCUCCCUCGGCCCCUGCUCCCGUUGAGCCUCGCGUGACCGUGACCCCUACCUACCUCCCCGACAUCCUUCGCUCGCGCGAGAAGGGUCACCCCCUUGAUUCUGACUGGGCCGCGUGA